AUGUCAGAGCAGUACGUGUACGCGGCGGUGCAAAGCACGCAGCUGCGCGUCGUAGAAGAAACAGAAGAAGCUCUUCGGAAAUCCGACAAGAUGCACGCCAAAUCUGCCGCGAAGCAUUUGGCGGAUUAUCAGAGCAAGCUGCAGCGCAACAUCACCGAAGAAUGGUGGGCCUUGGCAGACAUGCUGGUAGUCAGAUACAACGACAUGUUCUACAACUACCCUCCGGAAACACCUCACCAGGUCUCUGACAUUGGGUAUCCAGCCUUCUGGCUGGAGAUGAUUGGCUUUAACCAGGAAUUCUACAGGCCUCACUGGGUGUUGCCCUCCCUGAUGCCGCCGUCACUUCUCCCUCAGGUGAUCAAGGACCAGCUGAGCAACCUAGCUCCGGUCCUCAAGUGGGGA
This is a messenger RNA of Symbiodinium sp. CCMP2456, 402 nucleotides long. Lineage: Eukaryota; Dinophyceae; Suessiales; Symbiodiniaceae. The record is from the annotation of a GenBank genome assembly.